Molecule: messenger RNA, 263 nt
Organism: Meloidogyne enterolobii
Lineage: Eukaryota; Metazoa; Nematoda; Chromadorea; Rhabditida; Meloidogynidae
Source: the annotation of a GenBank genome assembly
UCGCUUAACGUCAUAUGCAAAACUCCAGUUUUGUCACUGAAAGAAGUGACAACCGCAGAAAGAAUUGUUGGCGUUCGAGUAUAUUGAAUCCAUUCGUUGUUGGCGCCUUGAUAGCCCUCGACCAUAGGAGAAGAGUUGUAAAAUGCCCAAGGAACGGCAUACUUCACCCGACGCUUAGCAUUACGGAGUUGAGUCGAGUCUUGGAACUUGAAUAUGUUGCCAAAAGCAGUUGCCUCACCACCAUUAGCGACCUAUCAAAUUAA